AUGCCUCAACAGGAGCGUGUCCCCUCGGCCUGGGAGCAUGUCGCCCCUGCAAGCGACGAGCCCAGGAUCCAGCUGAAAAGCACCGGCCAAGGCCUGCCCUGCUUCACCUUUACCUUUGAGCUUAUCCGCUCCAACGUCUUCAGGACCACCUUCACGUCCGACUCGCAUCCCCUCCCCCCGCACCCCAGCAUCCUGAUCCCCCCCGCCACCCAGCAAGGGUUGCGGGCAGAGACCCAGGCGGGCAGCAGUGGCUCCAGCAAGCUGAUGCGCAUCGGAGACAUUGUCGCCACCGUGGACUGGGGCGCGUCGUCGUCGUCUUCCCCCGUCGUCUCCGUCUCCUACGCAGACCAGCAGGCGCCGCUGCACGCGGACGUGCCGCAUCGCUCGUACGUGGUCGACGGCCCGGGCGUCGCGCACUACUCGCGCUACAACCGCGGCACGCUGCACGUCGGCCUCGGGGAAAAGGCGGCGCCCAUGAACCUGUCCGGCCGGCGGUUCGAGCUGUCCGCCACGGACAGUUUCGGCUACGACGUGUACAAGACGGACCCUCUGUACAAGAACAUCCCGCUGCUCAUCAACGCCACGCCGUCCGGCUGCGUCGCGCUCUUCUCCACCAGCCACGGCCGCGGCAAGUACUCGGUCGGGGCGGAAAUGGACGGCAUGUGGGGGCACUACAAGGUCUACCGACAAGACUACGGGGGCCUGGAGGAGAUCCUCAUCGUCGGAAAGACGCUCCGGGACAUUGUCGCCACGUACGCCGAGUUUGCCGGCUUCCCGCUGCUCGUGCCCCGCUGGGCGUUCGGCUACCUCUCCGGCGGCAUGAAGUAUUCCAUGCUGGACGACCCCCCGGCGUCCGAGGCGCUGCUGGAACUGGCGCGCAAGAUGAAGGAGCACGACAUCCCGUGCUCCGCCUACCAGAUGUCCUCCGGCUACACCGUGGCGGAGCAGGAGCCCAAGACCAGGAACGUCUUCACCUGGAACAGACACAGGUUCCCGGAUCCCGAGGGCUGGAUCAGGCAGUACCACGCGCUCGGCAUGCGCCUGAUCGCCAACGUCAAACCCUACGUCCUCCGAACCCACCCCGAGUACCGGAAGCUCAAGGACGCCGGGGCCUUCUUCACCGACCCGCAGACAGGGACGGCCGCCAAGACCCGGCUCUGGAGCGCGGGCGGCGGCGAGAGCGACGAAGGAGGCCACAUCGACUUCACCUCGGCCGCCGGCUUCAAGUGGUGGUUCGACGGCGUCAAGAAGCUGCGCGAGGAGGGCAUCGACUGCAUCUGGAACGACAACAACGAGUACACCAUCACCGACGACGGCUGGCAGUGCGCCCUCGACGAGCCGUCGCUCGCGGUCCCGGAAGGCCUCGAGGGCCGUCGAGACGUCGGGCUGUGGGGGCGGAGCCUGCACACGGAGCUGCACGGCAAAGCCUCCCACGACGCCUUGGUCGCGGCCGACCCGGACCGCCGGCCGUUCGUGCUGACGAGGAGCGCCACGGCAGGCACCAUGCGAUACGCGUGCAGCUCGUGGAGCGGCGACAACGUCACCAGCUGGGCCGGCAUGAAGGGCGCCAACGCGCUCUCCCUCACGGCCGGCAUGUGCCUGAUGCAGUGCUACGGCCACGACAUUGGCGGCUUCGAGGGGCCCCAGCCCUCGCCCGAGCUGCUGCUGCGCUGGGUCCAGCUCGGCAUCUACUCGCCCCGCUUCGCCAUCAACUGCUUCAAGACGGGCGGCGGCGACAACAACGUCGGCGACGUCAUCGAGCCGUGGAUGCACCCCUCCAUCACGCACCUCGUCCGGAGGGCCAUCAAGCGCCGCUACGCCCUCAUACCCUACCUGUACUCGCUCAGCCUGGCCAGCCACCGGACGGCCGUGCCGCCCCAGCGAUGGACCGGCUGGGGCUACGAGUCCGACCCGGAGGUCUGGACCGCCGAGAUCACGGACGGCGAGCGCCAGUACUUCCUCGGCGACGCGCUCCUCGUCGGCGGCGUCUACGAGCCCGGCGUGGCCCACGCGCGCGUCUACCUGCCCAGGCGGUCCGACGCCGACGACGGAUUCGUCAACCUCAACGCCCCGCACCAGCACCUGCCGGCCGGCCAGUGGGCCACCAUCGACGCCGAGUGGCACGGGGCCGGCAUCCCCGUCCUCGCCAAGGUCGGCGCCGCCAUCCCGCUCGGCCGAGACGUCCAGGUCCUCUCGCCGGGGGAGACGGACAACGCGGCGGGCCUGCCGCUCGACGACUACCGCGCCGUCGAGAUCUUCCCCCCGCGCGGCGGCGCGGGCUCCAGGACCUGGUACGAGACGGAGUGGCUCGAGGACGACGGCGUGUCCGCGGCGGCCAAGACCAAGGUGUCCAAGUACACCGUCGGCUACGGCGUCAGGGACGCCGGCGUGGCCGUGCGGUUCUCCAGGGACGAGAGCUCCGGCUUCGUGGCGCCGUGGAAGGCCCUGGUGGUCAUUCUGCCGGUGGGGGAUGCGAGACGCGUCGUGACCGAGGGGGACGGGAGCGUCCGGGAUCUCGGGGCAGACGCGCAGGGUCGCCGGCAGUUUGAGCUGACAUGGUAG
Ustilaginoidea virens is the source of this 2562-nucleotide messenger RNA. RefSeq lists its product as uncharacterized. The record is from RefSeq and is a predicted model, not a curated record. The transcript has a single exon. Bases 1 to 2562 code for a protein of 853 amino acids. Lineage: Eukaryota; Fungi; Ascomycota; Sordariomycetes; Hypocreales; Clavicipitaceae. Gene Ontology annotation, biological process: carbohydrate metabolic process. Gene Ontology annotation, molecular function: carbohydrate binding; hydrolase activity, hydrolyzing O-glycosyl compounds.